GAAGUGAGACUAGUUGUGUUUUGUUGUUGACACAUGCAUUCGUGUCGAUCAUUUUUGGCCGUAGAAGUUGUUGUCACGUUGUCUUAGAGCAAUUCUGAAACAUGACAGUGCUCUUGGACAGUAACAAACGAGUGAAAUAACCCAGAACAAGUCCCUUUGCCGCGAGAUGCAAAAUCAUCUCUUCUAACACUAGCAAUUGCAAACGCCGUGAUGGCAAGCAGAGAAAAACGUGUCAAAUUUGUGGUCGUUGGUGGUGGGAUUGCUGGAGUUACCUGCGCUGAGCAGCUCUCCUCCCAGUUCACGUCGGACAGUGUGGCACUUCUGACAGCUGCACCUUUAGUGAAGACAGUCACCAACUUCAAACAGGUAUCCAAGGUCUUAGAGGAUUUCGAUGUGGAGGAACAGCCUUCCACUGUACUGGAGGAAAAAUACCCUAACCUCAAGGUCAUCCAGUCUGCAGUGAAAAGCCUGAAAGCCAAAGAACACACACUACUCACGGAGGAUGGACAGAGCAUCAGCUAUGACAAGCUGUGCGUGUGCAGCGGGGCUAAACCCAAACUCCUAACCCAGAGCAACCCUCACGUCUUGGGCAUACGGGACACAGACAGUGCCCAGGAGUUCCAGAAGCGUUUGUCCACAGCCAGACGUAUCGUUGUGGUGGGGAAUGGAGGCAUCGCCUUGGAGCUAGUGUAUGAGGUGGAGGGCUGUGAGGUGGUGUGGGCAGUGAAGGAUAAGGCCAUAGGGAACACCUUCUUUGAUGCGGGAGCGGCCCAGUUUCUCAUCCCCACUCUGGACCAGGACAAGCCAGAGAAGGCCCUGCCCUGCAAGAGGGCACGAUACACUACGGAACCAGCUACAGAUGGGGCUGGCAGGAGCGUGGCAUCUAGAGAGAGGGGCAGUGCCCUGGGUCCCGACUGGCACGAGGGGAUCAGCCUCAGAGGGGCACAGAAGGUCUCCCAUAAAGUGACUUUGGAGUACCAGUGUGGAGUAGAGAGCAUCAGCAGCCAGAAGGACAGCUCACACACGCCCCCUGCUGGACACAACACAGAGGAAGGUACGUGGCCGGUCUAUGUAAAGCUCACCAAUGGCAAGACCUACGGCUGUGACUUCAUCGUCAGCGCUACGGGGGUGGUCCCAAAUGCUGAACCUUUUCUCCCCGGCAACAACUUUGCUCUGUCGCCUGAUGGGGGCCUGCUGGUGGACGAUCACAUGCGUACGUCAGAGCCGGACGUGUUUGCUGCGGGGGACGUGUGCAGCACAGAAUGGGAAGCCAGCCCGCUCUGGCAACAGAUGCGUCUGUGGACCCAGGCUCGUCAGAUGGGCUGGUACGCUGGCCGCUGCAUAGCUGCGGAGGUUCUGGACGAACCCAUUGAACUGGACUUCUGCUUCGAGCUCUUCUCUCAUAUCACCAAGUUCUUCAAUUACAAGGUGGUCCUGCUGGGUAAGUUCAACGCUCAGGGCCUUGGCGAGAACCACGAGCUGCUGCUGCGAUGCACCAAGGGGAUGGAGUACAUCAAGGUGGUCCUGAGUGAGGGUAGGAUGAUGGGAGCCCUGCUCAUCGGAGAAACGGACCUGGAGGAGACCUUCGAGAACCUCAUUCUCAACCAGAUGGAUCUCUCUGCGUAUGGAGAACAUUUGCUGGAUCCAGACAUAGACAUUGAGGACUACUUUGAUUGAUUGCAGUGUGCGUUGUGUGUUUGGUGAUUGUAUGAUUGAUUGUGCGUGAUGAUUGACUGAAGCUAUGUACAGAACACUCAUUAUGUACAAAUACAGGAAAUCUAUUUAUAGAGUAUA
Molecule: messenger RNA, 1794 nt
Organism: Engraulis encrasicolus (European anchovy)
Lineage: Eukaryota; Metazoa; Chordata; Actinopteri; Clupeiformes; Engraulidae
Gene: pyroxd1
Product: pyridine nucleotide-disulphide oxidoreductase domain 1
Exons: 12
Coding region: 211-1677 (488 amino acids)
Molecular function (GO): flavin adenine dinucleotide binding; oxidoreductase activity
Source: RefSeq, a predicted model, not a curated record